UCAACAUUACGCAAUUCAGCUUUCCACACACACACACACACAAAUGAUAGUGUGAUGAAUAGCUGGUAAACAAUUUGUUUUGUGCUGAAGUGAUGUUCCAGUCGUAAUAGUGAUACUAAAUGCAAAAUUAGUAGGGCUGACGAAGAUUUAAUGUAAUGUGCAUUGUACCAUCAUAGGCGUCGGGACGACGGAAGCAAACUGGAAGAGUGUUGGAGGGCUUAUUGAAAGUGUUUGGGUUAAAACAACAAAAAAGGGAAAGAGAACCAGAGAAAUAGAUCAUGAAAAAAGAAGACGACAUAAUCAGCAUCUUUCCUUUUAUACUUUUUUUGCCAUUGCUUUCUUCUUAUCCCAUUACUCGUGAAUACCGUUUUGAUGUGUAUUCUGUCGGCAAAUGUCCAAUGAACAGAAAUUACUUCAGCUUGGCUUCAGAGAGAAGAAAAUGUCCCAAUGGAACCAGAUACCUCUGUGCUCCUAAUAAGAACCUUUCAGCUUUAAUUGAAUUCUGCACUGACGCCAUUAAGUCUCGGUUUCAAGAGGGUAACUGUGUGAGACUCGAGGGAUCAGGUGAUUUGAAUCAUUACAAAUGUAAAGAAAGUUUUUCCUUUGGCUGUCCUAACAUGUCAUAUAUCGAUGAAGAGAUUUACAAGUAUCCUGCAUGUUUACAUAUCAACAAGGAGGAUCAGUGCUUUUCUGCCGACAAACAUUGUCCAAAUUCUACAACCAAGCCUAGUUCGGUGAAUAGUACAACCUUUGUUAAUCAUGGAGAUGCAACGUACGAAAGUGUGGGAUAUAUCAUCGGUAUUUUGAUACCUGUUGCAAGUCUACUCUCAUUAAUUGCAUUUUAUUCAUGUCAAAAGUGGACUUUAGACCAUAGGAGAAAAAUAUGUGGCAUAGAAGAACUGAGACGUUUCCUCAGUAAAGAAUAUGUCAAAGUUUAUCAUGCAAGAUGUAUAAUAGUUGGCUGUGCUAAAGCCGGAAAAACAACACUUCUGAAACGUCUACAAGACAGGCCUUAUAAAGAAAUAAAAGAUAUAGAUGAAACCCAUGGUGUUGAUGUCUAUAUCAAUAGCUUUGAAGUGUUGGAAGAUACAAUAAGAGUGGUCAGAAGAGGUGAUUUUCCUGAACAUCCAAACAUCUUAAUUUCUCCGGAUGAUGUAUUAAAUAAAGAUGAUGAGGAAAAAUUUGACUCUUUAGUAGAAGAAAGAAAGCAAGAGUCGUAUACAAAGGGUGAGGAAAGUAAACCUCUGCUUGAUGUAUCCAUUAACGACACAGUACAAAAUCGUAACCAAGUGGGACAAACAUCUAAUUUAAUGGAAUGUAAAUCAAUUGAGGACGCAGAAGAAACAACUCCUAAAUGUAUAGAUUCUGGACCUUCGCCAGAAGGAUCCCCAAAAAGUAAUAGCAUUGAAGAACAAAAUGACACCGAAAUAGAAAAGUAUGCCAUGACAAAGAUUGUAGAGGCUGUUCAUCAGCUUGAGAGGGUACCUACAAGUAAACCCAGAAUAACGUUCCUUGAUUUUGCAGGACAAAAUGCAUACUAUGCUUUUCAUCAAAUCUACUUUAGUCCCAAAACCUUUUAUAUCCUUGUGGUUGAUAUGUCUAAAAAGUUUACGGAUAUAAAUCAAAUGGAUGUAAGAGGAGUUAGCAGAUUCACUUCAUGGACAUAUGGAGAUUACUACAAGUUUUGGCUGAAGUCUAUUGAUAGUUUUAGUGACACCCGCACACCAGUAAUUGUAAUAGCCACUCACGCCGAGAACAAAUCUAAACAGGAGUGUUUAAAGUUCUUCGAUGAUUUUUUGGACUUAUUUGAUGGAAGGGAUGACCUUCAGAGGCAUUUACACACAGAGAGAAUAUUUUUCAUCAAAUUUCCAAAACCUGGAUCAAAAUUGGAGGAUGUUAACGACAUAAAGAGAUGCAUUUCUACUCUUUCCAGAGCACAUUUGGAGGAAAAUGUUCGAUCAGCCUGGGCUAUAUUUGAACAAAUCGUUGAAAAAGAAAAGCAAGUAAAAAAAAUAAUGUUAAUGGGCGAUCUUUUAAAGUACAAUAAUUCUUUAAAGCCCGAGUUUCAAAUGAGUGAAGAGGAAAUUACAAAUAUGCUACUGUUUUUGAAUAGAGUAGGGGCUGUGUUGUACAUAGAUGAUGAAAACGUAAACGAUACCAUCAUUCUUGAUGUACAAUGGUUUGUGAAUGCAUUUAAAUACAUCAUCACAGAUUCAGUAAGUGUGCUUAAAGCAACAGAUAAAGAUCGUGAAAGAUUUUAUAAUACCGGUGUAUUAUACGAUGAUGAACUUGAAGAAAUAUGGAGAAAUCACUACGAAGACAAUAGCGAUUUUUUUACUCAUAAAGCAAAAAUUCUUUCCUUUAUGGAACAGCUUGGUUUACUCGCAGUUUGCUCUCCCGAACAAACCGAUAAGCCUGGAAGCGGAACUUGGUACUAUUUUCCCUGUAUGAAUAAAAGAACAUUUCAUCGGAAAGAAAUCGAAGAACAUACUAAAUCUUCGAUUUUAUGCUUUCAGUUUGACGAAAAAGAUCAACUUCCAAUUUUUAUUUUUUACAGAUUAGUUCUGAAAUGUUUCAAGCUACCAAACUGGAGAUUUGCAAUAGAGAAGGAAAAAAGGUGUUUAUACGAUAAUGUAGCAUGUUUUUGCUUCAAGGAACACGUGCUGGUAGUGUUAUGUUUAUGCAAUUUUCAAAUCCAGGUGCAAGUUUGUGUGCCAGAGGAUGGCGUCAUAAAUCCUAUAGACCUUAAAACCAUACAACAGUCCAUUGAAAUGAAGUUACAGGAGUUUAAAAAGUGUUCAUACAGAGUUGGCUACAAAUGCCGAAAUGAUUUGUUGUAUGAUGAGAGUGACAACUCUUUCAUUGAACAGGACUCUCUUCCUUUGAAGCCAACACUUUGCAGUAAAUGCAGUGUUAGAGAAAAACACAAUUUAGACGAAAGUUUAUGCUGGAUAAAAAGAGGAAAAACAAAUGAACCAGAUAAUAAACCAACCUAUUUAACGCAUGUGGAACAAAACGACGAAGGAUUUGGAUCCAUAAAAAGCAUCUGGGAUUCUUGCGUAGCAGGAAAUACAGAAAAUUUUUUCUUCAUCAUGAAAAACGAAAUUCAAGGUAGAGAACACCUGUUGAGAAAAACUGACAAAGACGAUUGGAGUGCUGUUCAUUUUGCAGCAAAAGGUGGAAAUCUUGAAAUAUUUUCAGCUCUGAUUUCCGACAAAGCUAUUCUUCUGAAAACAAAUGAACAAAUGACAGUUUUACACAUUGCAGCAAAGUACAGUAAUUAUGAUAUUUGCAAGUUCAUUUUAGAGAACGAUGAAUUCAGGGAACUAUUAAGAGAAAAGUCAUGUCUAGGAAAAAAUGCUUGUCAUUAUGCAGCAGAGGGCGGGUCUCGCAAAAUAUUAAAGUUGUUAGUGAAGAAUAAAGAACUAAAUGUAAACGAAACAACAAAUGAUGGUCAAAACAUAUUCCAUAUUGCUUGUAUUCAUGGCAAUUUAGACAUGUGUCAAUUCAUUGCAGAAAAUUAUAAUAAAUUGAUUUCUGCAGUAGACAAUGAUGCAUGGAAUGCAACGUUGUACGCUGCAAAACAAGGUCACAUACACAUUUUGAAAUUUCUUAGGGCAAACGGUGUUAGUUUCAACAAUCAGUCAAAAAGCAAGAGAAAUGCCCUUCACAUUGCAUGCGAUAAUGGACAUAAACCCGUCUGUGAAUUUAUAGUAAAAGUUUGCCCUUCAUUGCUGGAAGAGAAAGAUUAUAAAGGCAGGCAUGCGGGUCAUUUUGCUGCAAGAAGCGGCAAUGUUCCUACAAUGAAAUUCCUAAACGAUGCGAAGCUUGACGUCACAAAAAGUACAGAGACUGGGUUGAAUAUCCUUCAUUAUGCAUGCCUGUAUCGCCGAAAGGAAAUGUGUUUAUAUCUUCUGGACACUUUUCCUCACCUGAAUGUGCAAAGAACACAACACGGAUGGACCACCGCUCAUUUCGUUGCUGAAAAAAAAGUGAAUUCGGGAAAUGAAAUAGAGAUAUUUGAAAUCAUCACAAACGCCAAAGAAAACUGUAGAAUUGAAGAGGUCACACACAAAAGAAAUUCAAUUCUUACAUUGGCAAUAAAAAAUAAUUUCUAUGAAUUUUGUGAAUACCUUUUACAGACUCAUCCAGAUAUUUUAGAUAUUCCAGGGGCAAUUCAUCCAAAGGAUAUAGAAAAGAAAGACACAAAAAUGUCCAAUAUUAUUGAACGUUAUAUCAAGUUGAAAUAGGAUUUCGUUCGCCGUCGGUCAAUUCAAGUGUUACAUAAAAGUUUUAAAAUUCAGAGAAUUCAAAACUAACUAUAACAAGUAUUUCAAUGGUGCUGCCGUGGAUGCCAAAUUUAGUUAAUUGUGAACUUCUUUUAAAAUUAUAUUUUUAAGAAAUAUUUUUCUACAGCAAGCAUUUUGCUACUUCUUCGCUUCUCUACUAAUUUCAAUAAAAUAUACAAAUUGCA
Saccostrea cuccullata (small rock oyster) is the source of this 4474-nucleotide messenger RNA. RefSeq lists its product as uncharacterized. Bases 279 to 4250 code for a protein of 1323 amino acids. Gene Ontology annotation, molecular function: protein binding. NCBI's taxonomy places the organism in Eukaryota, Metazoa, Mollusca, Bivalvia, Ostreida, Ostreidae. The record is from RefSeq and is a predicted model, not a curated record. Gene Ontology annotation, cellular component: nucleus; cytoplasm. The transcript has 13 exons.